GUCUUCCGUGGACACCAUUUCUCUUUUUUUGUGCAGCUACACCUAGUCCCAGUACAACAACAACGAUUUUUGGAAGCUUCGCAAUACUCCGAAACACCCCCACCAUAUGAUGACUUAACUACCAGAAAUUUCCAUCGAUAUCAACAACAUGCCACCGUCCUCGUCGUCGUCUGCGCCCAACAUGCCUCCAAAAACAGAUGA
This is a messenger RNA of Amoebophrya sp. A25, 201 nucleotides long. The record is from the annotation of a GenBank genome assembly. NCBI's taxonomy places the organism in Eukaryota, Dinophyceae, Syndiniales, Amoebophryaceae.